Candidozyma pseudohaemuli is the source of this 672-nucleotide messenger RNA. RefSeq lists its product as uncharacterized. Lineage: Eukaryota; Fungi; Ascomycota; Pichiomycetes; Serinales; Metschnikowiaceae. The transcript has 2 exons. The coding region runs from base 1 to 672 and encodes 223 amino acids. The record is from RefSeq and is a predicted model, not a curated record.
AUGGCUACCAAGUCUUACGAAUUCGAGACACAGGGGCGCCACAAGUCCGCCAAUGUGAUUCAAGUCGAAUUGAUGCACAUGGAUGUCGAUCGCAUUCAAGAGGUAUUCGAGACGCACUUUCUUCAACCAAAUGACAAAAUCCUUCUGUGGAAGGUGAUCAGUUGCAAGGAUAUAAAUAACACCAUCUCAGAUCUCAGAAUUCUUCUUGGGCUGAAUAAAGUUCCUCCCAUGACACCGACCGCAGAGAUACUCUUGCAGAAUCUCCGCCUCCAGGGCAGUGAGGAUGAAGAUGAUCCCAUCACAAAAUAUUUUAGGAGUUACAUGAAGUUUUUUGAGGCAGCAGAUUGGGAAGAUGAAGAAUCUGCAGCUGAAGCUCUUUCGGUGUAUAAUUUCGCAAAAGAUCUUUUUGAAACUUCAGAGCGCAAUCAUAUCAACAGAAUCAAAGAGCUUGAAGAUGGAAAUGCCCACAAAGAUGUCAUUGCGAAAGAGGUCCUUAUCACCUCAAAGCAGAUUGCAAAGGAGAAAAAAGGAGAACUAGUGCCGGGUCAAGGGGAGGAAGCAAAUCCCGGAUGCUUGUGUGAUGCAGGUGCUGGACACCGUGGAGCUCAACAAGCUACUUUUUGUUAUACUUCAUUUAAGCCUGUUUCAGUGGAUUUUUUCAACAACAUGUAA